CACAAGUCCCACCCCCACAGGUUUCAUUUCAGGAAGCGAAGAGCAAACUCGCCGCUUAUGGCCCACAAUGCUUUUUUCAAGGCUUGUUAAAGCGUCUCAAAACACUUGACGUUAUCUAUGGAGUGCACAAAGCACCAAAACUAGUUGUCUUCGGUUUUAGACAUCCAAUUAUGGACUGGAUAGUGAGCAGACGGGCCCUGGUGUGGUGCAUUUGGCUUUACCUCGCCGCCAUACCACAAAAGGGGUUUUGCAGCGCCACCACAGUGUCUCUCCCGGAAAACCUGCUCUUUGUGUCCACCCUGGAUGGGAACCUGCAUGCCGUGAGCAAGAAAUCUGGUUCAAUCAAAUGGACUCUGAAAGAAGAUCCAGUUCUUCAAGUCCCUACGCAUGUUGCAGAGCCAGCCUUUCUGCCCGACCCCAACGAUGGCAGCCUGUAUUCUCUGGGUGGAAAGAACAACAAAGGCCUCACAAAAUUACCGUUUACUAUUCCGGAGUUGGUCCAAGCGUCUCCGUGCCGCAGCUCGGACGGAAUCCUUUACAUGGGUAAAAAGCAGGAUCUUUGGCAUGUGGUGGACCUCUUGACCGGCGAGAAGCAGCAGACACUGACAUCGUCCUUUGUUGACAUGCUGUGUCCUUCUUCAUCUCUGCUCUAUCUGGGCCGCACAGAAUAUACCAUCACGAUGUAUGACACCAAAAGUCGCGAGUUGCGCUGGAAUGCCACUUAUUCCGACUACGCCUCCACCCUUCCUGAUGAUGACACCAAAUACAAGGUGGCCCAUUUUGUGUCCAACGGCGACGGCUUGGUGGUGACAGUAGACAGCGAAUCUGGCGACGUCCAGUGGGUGCAGAAUUAUAACUCGCCGGUGGUGGCCAUGUACAUCUGGCAGCGCGAGGGCCUCCGCAAGAUUCCUCACACUAACGUGGCUGUGGAAACUUUGCGCUACCUCACCUUCAUGUCUGGGGAGGUGGGCCGAAUCACCCGGUGGAAGUACCCCUUCCCAAAAGAGAAGAAGCCUGAUAACAAGUUAAUGGACACUUUGUAUGUGGGUAAAUACUCCACCAGCUUGUAUGCCUCUCCCUCCCUGGUGCAUGACGGAGUCACUGUGGUGCCUCGAGGCAGCACCUUUCCCAUGCUGGAGGGUCCAGACAGCCAGGAGACAGACGAGGACAAAGAGUGCGUUAUCACACCGAGUACCAGCGUCAAGUUCAAUGCUGCUCUUCGCGAGAGACACCGCAUCAACUUUAUGCGCAACUACCUACUGCUCAUUGGCCACCACGAGACACCCCCUGAAGCUCACAAUAAGAUCCUGGAAAAGUUCCCUGACAACUUUCCUCGCAAUCAAGGCAACGUUAUUCCCCCUACCAACAAGAAGAAAGGAGACGAGAAGGUGAACAAUGUUGUGAUAGAUGACGCCCCACCUUCUACUCCCGUGCCCGACACAUCAAUCCAAGAGCCCGGGAUCAGUGGUCGUACUGUCCGUCCUGAGGCCUCUGUGGACUCCAUGCUGAAAGACAUGGCCACCAUCAUCUUCUCCACUUUCCUACUGGCUGGCUGGGUGGCCUUUGUGAUCACUUACCCCAAGAGUGUCCACAAGCAGCAGCAGCUUCAGCACCAGGAGUUCCAGAGACAGAUGGAGGAGAGGUUGGAUAUGCUACAGAGGCAGCAGCCUUUCCCCGCCGCUGACAUGGGGCUUGCUUUGGCCCCAGACGGCGACUACCUGGAAGUGGCCCAACCUCGAUCUGAAUGCUCGGACCACAGCAGUCCAAAUGUCACCCCGCGUGCAUCAAACCACUCCAAUCUGUCCGUUUCUGAGCUGGGCAGCUCCGCCAAUGAGCAUGAGGACGGAGAGGAUGACUCCAGCAUUGUCAGAGUGGGCAACAUAACAUUCCAUCCCAAACAAGUGUUGGGUCACGGUGCUGAAGGCACCAUCGUGUACAAGGGUCAGUUUGACAACCGCCCAGUGGCAGUGAAAAGAAUUCUUCCAGAGUGUUUCAGCUUUGCAGAUCGAGAAGUUCAGCUCCUGAGGGAGUCGGACGAGCACCCGAAUGUCAUUCGAUACUUCUGUACCGAGAGGGACCGUCAGUUCCAGUACAUCGCCAUCGAGCUGUGUGCUGCUUCACUUCAAGAGUAUGUAGAGAUGAAGGAUUUUGACCGUCACGGAUUAGAGCCUGUUAUGCUGCUGCAGCAAACCAUGUCAGGACUGGCUCAUCUGCACUCCCUCAACAUCGUCCACAGAGACCUGAAACCCCACAACAUCCUGGUGUCCAUGCCCAACGCCCACGGCCGAGUACGGGCUAUGAUCUCUGACUUUGGCCUGUGCAAGAAGUUAGCAGUGGGUCGCCAUAGUUUCAGUAGACGGUCCGGUGUGCCGGGGACAGAGGGCUGGAUCGCCCCUGAAGUACUCAGUGAGGACUGCAAAGACAACCCAACCUGUGCUGUAGAUAUCUUUUCCGCCGGGUGUGUUUUUUACUACGUGGUGUCCCAAGGUAGCCACCCUUUUGGCAAAUCCCUGCAGCGACAAGCCAACAUACUGCUAGGAACAUACAGCCUGGACCAUCUGCAGACCGACAAACACAGUGACAUCAUAGCCAGAGAGCUAACAGAGCAGAUGAUGAGCAUGGAGCCUCACCGGAGGCCUUCAGCAGAGUGUGUUCUCAAACACCCUUUUUUCUGGAGCUUGGAGAAGGAACUGCAGUUCUUCCAGGAUGUGAGUGACAGAAUAGAGAAGGAACCGCCAGAUGGACCAAUCGUGAGACAGCUAGAGCGAGGAGGCCGGGCUGUAGUCAAGGGUGACUGGAGAGAGCAUAUCACAGUCCCACUGCAAACAGAUCUGAGAAAGUUCCGUUCCUACAAAGGUGGCUCAGUCAGAGACCUCCUUCGUGCAAUGAGAAACAAGAAACAUCAUUACCGGGAGUUGCCUGCAGAAGUCCAGGAGACUCUAGGCUCCAUCCCAGACGACUUUGUCUCCUACUUCACAUCCCGUUUCCCCCACCUGCUCAUGCACACAUACCUUGCCAUGCGGACCUGCGCGUCUGAGAGGCCUUUCCUGCCUUACUAUUCCAAAAAGGCCAAACUGGAGGCGCCACAAACACAAACUGAACUAAAAACAAACACGACACAUCACCAAGAGUCCACGCAGACGUCACAACAAAUGCAGGAGGGUCAAAGCUCAGGUGAAUGUGAAGCCUCUUCAUCAUUACCGCACAGCCCUUCUUCUUCUUCUUCUCCUCAUUCGCCAGUUGAGACCCAGUCAGACCUGCAGUGUCACACACUGGCCUCAGAACCCCAAAUACAUGAUCUCAGGCAAACUGGGUCCAUUCAGCCAGACAUUUUGGUCGAUGGAGCAGUGUGAUUACUUGAAGAACUUGUGGGACCAGUUGCUGCUUGUGUGCUGGUGAGGACCAGGCCUGCAGUGCCUGGGAUGCACUCGCCCAGAGCAUCUGCUGUGUCCUAAAUGAAGUGCCUUCUGAGUUAAAUGCACAGAACCGUCCACAAGUCUGACAACCAAAGGGGGUUGUUGGUGGGCUUUGUGUUGUAGCUGAACUGGAGGGAGUGGGUGGAGUCCAAAAAUGAUCUGGGCUUCUAUUGUCUGUAUUGUGUAACAUGGGUAGUUUUAUUGUGCAAUGUGUUUUUUCAGUGAGUUUGUUCACUGCACAAAUACUGUAUGAAUAUUUUUUACAGACCGAUUCAGAUGUGGCAAAUGUGCCUUUUUUUAAAAUUAAAUAACAAAUGAAAGAACUCACAGCUCUAAUUGAGUAUGCUAAAUCUGCUUGUUACUGCUGCUAAGUGCUUCUCUUUGUCAAUCUCGACUUGUGUGCAAACAGUAUGUGCUACAAGUGGACUGUCUCCUGAACCUUUUUUUCAGGUUAUGAACACUGCAGAUCGUUUUAUCGUUAUGUGAUUACCUUUUUUUUCCCCAAUAUGACUUGAGAGGUUAGUCUGUAGCGUGCCCAUGCGUGUCAAAGUGAAGUGAAUGACUUGCACAUUAAAUUCUAUUUUGUUUUAUA
This is a messenger RNA of Doryrhamphus excisus (bluestripe pipefish), 4008 nucleotides long. RefSeq names its product endoplasmic reticulum to nucleus signaling 1 (gene ern1). NCBI's taxonomy places the organism in Eukaryota, Metazoa, Chordata, Actinopteri, Syngnathiformes, Syngnathidae. Gene Ontology annotation, biological process: mRNA processing; intrinsic apoptotic signaling pathway in response to endoplasmic reticulum stress; protein phosphorylation. Gene Ontology annotation, cellular component: IRE1-TRAF2-ASK1 complex. The record is from RefSeq and is a predicted model, not a curated record. Gene Ontology annotation, molecular function: protein serine/threonine kinase activity; RNA endonuclease activity; ATP binding.